AUGCCGCCCAGGACAAGAGCGGGAGCGCAGAGCCAGAAACAAAAGGAAAAGCUUGUGAAUUCAUACAAUGAACUGUUCGAGGAGUUUUCGUCCAAAGAUUUGCGGAGUGUCGGAAACUAUACACUGGGAAAAUUGAUUGGCAAAGGCUCAUUUGGCAAGGUCUAUUUGGCAUCGCAUAAACUCACCAAUGGCUCCAAGGUAGUGCUCAAGUCCUCCAGCAAGGAGGACACCAAUCUAGCACGGGAGAUUCACCAUCACCGCCAAUUCUUACACCCACAUAUUGCGCGCCUGUACGAGGUCAUCGUCACAGAGAACCUGGUCUGGUUAGUUCUGGAGUAUUGUCCAGGUGACGAACUGUACAACUACCUUUUACAUCAUGGACCCCUCCCGGCCGACAAAGUCAAACGCAUAUUCACCCAGUUGGUGGGCGCCGUGGCCUACGUUCACAGCAAGUCUUGUGUACAUCGCGACUUGAAGCUGGAAAACAUUCUACUUGAUAAGCACGAGAAUGUCAAACUGUGUGACUUUGGCUUUACCAGAGAGUAUGAGGGGAAAGCCAGCUAUCUUCAGACUUUCUGCGGUACUAUCUGCUACAGCGCACCAGAGAUGCUAAAGGGAGAGAAAUAUGCGGGCGAAAAGGUCGAUGUCUGGAGUUUGGGUAUCAUUCUCUAUGCGCUGCUGGCUGGAGAGCUUCCGUACGAUGACGACGACGACCAGGUGACGAAAAAGCGAAUCCUGUCCGAGGACCCCCAAUACAACGACAAAUUUCCAGAGGACGCCAAGGCUUUGAUAAAUCUGUUACUUUCGAAGAGACCCCUGAUACGACCAAGUCUCAAUGAUAUUCUCGCCCAUCCGUUCCUCGCCGAGCACGCCCCGGAACAGCUUGCCAUCUUGAAAAUUCCCAGGCCGUCCCCAUUCACCACACCGCUGGAGAAGACGACCCUGCAACGUAUGAAAAGUGCAGGCGUGAACAUCGACGAGGUGAUUGAGAAUGUGCUCGCCCAACGUUGUGAUCCUUUGGCGGGAUGGUGGGCUUUGUUGAUCGAGAAAGAGCAGCGCAAGGAACUGAAGCGUGAGCGGCGCCGCCGGGAGCGGGAUGCAGAAGCGAAAAAUCUCCGCCGACUGAGUGCGGCCAGCAGCCGGUUGGAGAAGCUGUCAUCGGCCCUGGUCGAAGUAGAUGAAGAAGGGCAUAUGCAGACUGGUUCGCUGCAAGACCGUGGGAGACGAGACAGGCGAAGCCUGCCAUCUCAGCUAGCGGUGCCGGAGCUUCCUGCCUUGCCUGAACCUUUGCCAGUCCCUUCACCUGAUUCGAAUUUGCCGCCGACGCCCCUCGAGAAUGACUCUACAGCCGCUGACAGACGCUCCAUCACAUCAGCUUCAACGUCUGUUCGUCGUCGCCCAGUGCCUCCGCCAAAAGAUAAGAGAAGGUCGCGCCCCAGCGUGCUACAUGCUAGUGCGUCCCAACCAGAACUGACGCAGCACCAUGGCAUUUUCCGACGCCGCGCGUCGCGCCGUCAGCACCCGAUUCUUAGUCAACUCGCCUCCCUGAAGCACUGGUUCCUCGAAUCUGCCAAGCGAGCAAAGUCCCCCAGUGCCAAAUCUGGCAGCUCGCGCAAAUUUCUGUCUGAAAAGUUCAGUCCUGGUAAGAGCCAUGAUUCUGGGAAAAAGGCUCCCGUGCCCUCUAUCACCGGCGACGUCUCUACAGAUGUAGCCACGCCCACACAGACCAAACGCUUCUCCAACGCCAGCAGUCUUGCGCCAAGCAGUGCUUCAUAUCAACAAAAUCGACACUCUUAUCCACGUCAACCUCGCUCGCUGAAUACGGCCCACUCGAGCCAUCGCAACUCCCUUUCGCCAUCUCCCAUCACACCUCGCGGCUCCUAUCGGCGGUCAUCAGCUGGACUGCGUGGCCGCAAGUCAACUUCAUCCUCGGUUUCCUCUAUUCGCAGCAUCCAUCACGCUCGAGCACACUCCAAAGCCUCCUCCAUCUCAUCUAACAGCAUCGACACUGUGGCAACACCUACCGCGCGAAUGUCCAAGUCUCCACACUCAUCGAUCAAGGUGCUGCCGACAACGCCUGGUUCAUCUGCACGCUUCCCAAGCAAUAUCCGUUUAGUGCGCGGGCCCAGUGGGCCCCAGCGCGAACUGCCUGGGAGUGAGGAUGAUCUCUCGGCGUCUUUCCCGGAAGCUGUUCCAGGUCCCAUUCUCUAUUCUCCGUCUUCAAAUUUGGUUUUUGCUCGCCGAAAGCGAUCCGCGUUCAAGGGACCGAUGCUGCACACGUCAAAUUUGAUGACGUCGGGUACCUCGCUCCACUCCCCGAUGCCUGGCCAGGCUGUGGAGAGCAGUGAGGCGAUGCCUGCCAUCAGCCGCUCCACUCAUCGUCCUGCGGCUCGUAAGAGUCAAAUUAUCGAAGAAGAGGAAGACGACGAAGAAUUUGAAGAGGACGUGGAAGAAGUGGACGAGUUUGACGCACCGGAAGUAGAGCCACGGACUAAGGGUACGGACGACGAUGAAACGCCUCGAGUGUCGGUGGCCAUACCGCAAGACACUGGAUCUCCAUCAUCUGACUGCAGGCCAGCACUGGAGCCUGCUCCAGAGCUAGUUUCCAGCCCUGGCAGACCUCCACGGUCGUCCUCGCUGCUUUCUCCGUCUAGCGAGACAGCUGCAGCUCUUGCGGUAGUCACUGCAGAAUCGACCACUGCCGGCGGCGACACAAAUGCUGAACUAGGCUCUGGAGCAGAUACCGAGGACCUUAUGAAGCCGGCUCAGACAGAAUAG
Molecule: messenger RNA, 2778 nt
Organism: Penicillium diatomitis
Lineage: Eukaryota; Fungi; Ascomycota; Eurotiomycetes; Eurotiales; Aspergillaceae
Product: non-specific serine/threonine protein kinase
Exons: 5
Coding region: 1-2778 (925 amino acids)
Biological process (GO): regulation of cytokinesis; protein phosphorylation; mitotic spindle organization
Cellular component (GO): chromosome passenger complex; spindle microtubule; spindle midzone
Molecular function (GO): ATP binding; protein kinase activity
Source: RefSeq, a predicted model, not a curated record